Molecule: messenger RNA, 7356 nt
Organism: Xenopus laevis (African clawed frog)
Lineage: Eukaryota; Metazoa; Chordata; Amphibia; Anura; Pipidae
Gene: sbk1.S
Product: SH3 domain binding kinase 1 S homeolog
Exons: 4
Coding region: 489-1736 (415 amino acids)
Cellular component (GO): cytoplasm
Molecular function (GO): protein kinase activity; protein serine/threonine kinase activity; nucleotide binding
Source: RefSeq, a predicted model, not a curated record
UGUCCUCUAACCAGUCCUGCCCUCUCUUAACCCCUCAGUGUCACUGGCAGAGCAUCACUCCACAACAGACCAAGAGCUGCAGAACAUCGCUCUGUUCUACCAUGGAAAAUCCACGUAGUCUGGCUCCAUCACUUUCCUGACCAUGACCUGCCGGGCACUCAUUUUCGAGAUGAUUAUUUUCCAGCGUCAGUGCUCUUUUUAGGUGUAGAACUCUUUGCCCAGCUCAUUAACAGCUGCCAAGUACUGGUCUUUUGUUUUCGACUAAUUCCUCUGUUUUCUCCACCGGUUUUACCAGGAGCCACAGAUAGAAACUUGUGGCAUCUCUGACAAUGAAAGUUGGUUUCUAAGACACUUUUAUGCUGUCUAAACAAGAUCUCUUCCUGGCAUAUAUUCUUCUGAAAGGUAUAUAAGGGGGAGUGGGGCAAAUCUCAGGCAGUUUGGUGCCUGCAUACCCAGCUAUCCUUCAUGCCAGCUCAUCCAUCUGGUACAUGGAUUCCUUCUGUUUUAUUUGCUUCCAUCGAAAGGCUAUGCGGCGGAUGCCAGGCACAAGUGUGAACAUGAGUGCUGGGUCGGUGGAACAGGAACCGGCCCGGAAGCUAGGCUGUUGUGGUGUGCCCGUGAUCACUGAAGACAUGCAGGCCUUAGCUAUCCGCAGCCUGUCUGGGAGCGAGGUGCAGAAACACUAUGAGCUGAUUCGGGAUUUGGGAAAAGGCACAUAUGGAAGGGUGGAGCUGGUAUCGCACAAAAGCACAGGAAACAAGAUGGCCCUGAAAUUCGUGAACAAGAACAAGACCAAGCUAAAAAGUUUUCUUCGCGAGUUCAGUGUGACGAGCGCGUUGUCUUGCAGCCCUUUCAUCAUCAGAGCAUUCCAUGUUCUUUUUCAGACAGAGGAUUGUUACGUCUUUGCCCAAGAGUACGCCCCUGCUGGAGACCUCUUUGAUAUCAUCCCUCCACAAGUGGGUCUUCCCGAGGACAUGGUGAAACGUUGUGUGCAGCAGCUGGGCCUAGCUCUAGACUUUAUGCACAGCAAGAGCCUUGUUCACCGUGAUAUUAAACCUGAGAAUGUCCUUCUGUUUGACCGUGAGUGCCGUCGGGUCAAGCUUGCUGACUUUGGCAUGACUCGUAAAGUGGGUUGUCGAGUGAAGAGAGUUAGUGGCACCAUCCCUUACACUGCUCCGGAAGUGUGCCAGGCUGGACGCACAGAGGGCUUCCCAGUAGAGACUAGCUUGGAUGUUUGGGCUUUUGGGGUACUUAUAUUUUGUGUCCUCACUGGCAACUUUCCUUGGGAAUCAGCAUCACCAGGAGAUGCCUUCUUUGAGGAAUUUGUGCACUGGCAGAAAGGACGCUUGCCUGGUCUCCCCUCUCAGUGGAGAAGGUUUUCUGACAAUGCUCUACGAAUGUUCAAACGUCUCUUGGCUUUGGAGGCAGAAAAAAGGAGCCCAGUCAAGGAGGUCUUCUUCUAUAUUAAGUAUGACCUGCUUUCUGAAGCCAGGCGGAGACCUUCCUACCGUUCUCGCAAGCAAACAGGCGAUAAGUUACCAUCAGUGCCCCAGCGCCAUGAUAACCCAACUCCCCUCAAGAGGACAAUCCUCACAGAAGGAGGUUCCUCACCACGUGCCCCCCAUUCCCUGCCUGACCCUGGCCAGGCUUCUGCUGGCAGUGGCAGGACAGAUGGACGGCAGGACAAAAGCAAAGCUCAAAUGCUGCUGGCCACCGCCAUAGAAAUAUGUGUGUAGGAUGUUUAUUCACUUGGAUUCAGCUAUAUUAGGAACUGAUGUCAUUGUCCCAAUUAAUGGUCAGUUCAUCAUCAGGACUUUUAGUAAAUUUGACCUCAAUUGAGCUAGACGGGUUUCAGGUUACAAGCAAAAAAAUAAUUAUUUUUAGUUGGUGAGUAAGAGUUAGAAAAAAUGAAGAAGUUGUGUCCUAGUUCAUGAAUAGAAGAGCCUUGGAUAUUUUUGAUCUAUAUUUGGUAUAACACCAUUGGGAGUAGUGAUUUUGUGCUAUUGUUGCCGCAUUCUGCCUCAUUAAGAAUUAGGCACCUUAAAGCCCUGUAGGCAACAGGGUAAGCCUGCAAAUGUGCCAGAUUACCACUGUCUAAAGUACCAAGAAGGCACAAGAGUCAGGUCGGUUGCAAGACAUCCUUUAUAUCCUCUAUGAAGCCAAUUCUUGCAAUAUGCCAAUACCCAGAAGAAAAAUAGCACAGUUAGGGCUAUUGCAAUCCUUCUCUACUAGAACUGCCAUGCCAAACCCUACAGAGAAGGCACUGGCAGUCCAAACCUUUAUUAAACUUGCACUCCAGCCAGAUCUUAUAGUAUAAUAAACAAGGUGAGUCAAAGGCUACAUUAGUACAAUGCUCCAGGCCCAGUUUUUUUUUUACUUAACAAGGGCUUCAAAUACCUUUGUAGAAUACAAAAGCAACAUGACUAUCCCUGAGUACUUUGAUUAAAUGGGUACCCAGGCGUAAGGAAUAUCGAAACACUGAAGUGACAUUCCCAGACCUUUGAACAAUAAUUCCUUUCACCUUCAUCUAUUGAUCCUAGGGUUACCACCUGGCCAGUAUUUUACCGGCCUGACCGGUAAAAAUGAUGAUUGAUCCCAAUGUUAUUAUUAGGGAAAAAAGAUAAAUAUAUAGGAAGGCCAGUAUUUUUUUCCAGAAAAGGUGGCAACCCUAAUUGAUCCCCACUCUGAGCAUAACAUUACUAUAAUAUUGAUGUUGCCAGUGGCUACUUAUUUAUAAAAGAACAUCUGGCAUCUUGGCUACAUUUUAAAAAACUUUGAAAAAACUUGAUUUUUUUUUGAUUGAUUUGAAAUACAAAAUGUUAGGGUGACACAAGUUCAUCUGUUAACUUGGUGACUUAGAACUUUGACAACAUGGAUGUUAGACUUUUAUAAAUGGUUUACAUGCAUACAUCUUACUGUAGUAAUACUCUAAGGGUGGUGGUACGCGAUCCGAUUCGGGGUGACUAAUCUCCCUGACAGAUUAGAAUGUAAAUUGCUGGCGCGAUGGCACUUGGAUCGCUUCAUUUUCUGAGGUCGCCCGAAGUUGCUUCAAGAGGAAACUUCUGGCGAUUUCGGAAAUCCGAACCAAUCCGAGUGCCAUGCUGCCGGCGAUUUACAUUCUAGCCAGCGGGAAAGCAUUUUGUGGAGAUUAGUCGCCCGAAGUAGAGGAGAUUUGUAGCUGGGUGACAGAGCAUGUGCCACCACCCUUAGGAAGACCUUACAUAAGAUAAUCAUCUACAUAAAGAGUAUCAAACACAACACUUGGUCAAUAGACCUUUCAUAUAAGGGUUGACCCUCAAGAAUUUUGUAUGUUUAUAUUCAAAUAUACUAAGUGCAAGCACAGAAACUUGCAGUUGUAGACUUUUCGCACCAGAAAUUUUAUGACCAUCCUGCCGGCCAAGAACACCAAGAUUUUAUUUCGGAAGUAGGAAGUUCAUGUCUCAUCUGAACUUUUUGUGUGCCGCUUCUCUUCGAUCUUGCCACCCCACAUUGUCUCAGUAAACAACAUGGCUCAGCACAGAGCAAAUUGAAACUUUAAAUUUACAGGACAAUAGCACCUUUAUUAUUACCAUUUGCAGUCUAUUUGCAGUCGGCACUAAAAGAGUUCAAACCAGAGCUUGAUGUUCUGAGUAUUGAUCAUCAAACAAGGUAUUGAGGGCGACUGAUUGUGUGCACAGAACACUCUGCUGCUGAUUGGAAUUUAUACAUAUGAAAGAGGGAAGAAUAUUGCUUUUCCUUAGCUAAGACAGUUUUAACAGACGUUGGCUGAAAAAUUUAUUCUGUUUUGAUUUGACUAUGUUCUACCAAGGUCUCUAAAAAGACGCUGCAGCUUUGUGUUUGUAUGUUAUUAUUUAUGUAUCUCCAGAGCCAAAAUAACAUGAAAGGAAAAUAGAAACAAACUGGGGCAAUCAAACAUUAUAGAUAAGUGUUUGUUUUAUCAGUACUUAUUGUUCCUCUAACUUAUGGAUUUGUUUGUAUCUGAUAUGGGAUUUAAUGGGAAAGCCAUUUGCCAGGCAAGUUCUGAACCAAAUGGAAUGGAAUGUUCUGUACACACAAUGAGCAGCAUUCACAACUAUAUAUUAGUAGAUAUCAACAAUAUUGCAUUAUUAUAUCUUGACAUAUCUUAAGGGUCACCUUCUACAGGUGGAGUCAGGUAUGGGAUGGUCGGGGGGGGAUAUUUUAAACUGUGAGACAAUAGUGCAGUAAUAGGAAGGAAUUGCUGAUUUACAGUACAGGUAUGGAAUCUAUUAUACAGAAAGCGACGGAAAGGACAUCUCCUAUAGAAUUCAUUCUAAUCAAACAACUUUUUAAAAAUAAUUUCCUUUCCUUUUUCUCUGUGAUAUUGAAACAGUAGCUUGUAUUUGUUCCCAAUUACGAUAUUAUUACUCCUUAUUGAAAGGAAAACCAUUCUAUUGGGUUUAUUUAAUGUUUACAUGAUUUUCUAGUAGACUUAAGGUAUGAAGAUCAAAAUUAUGGAAAGAUCUGUUACCAGGAAAACCCAAGGUCCCGAGCAUUCUGCAUAACAGGCCCCAUACCUGUAUAACCUACAAACUCUUUGGUUAAAUGAAAGCCCUAGAUCCAACAGAAUUCUCAGGAGUUCUAACCUUUGCUGGCAGAAAGACUGGGAUAGUUGACAAUGGAAGUAUUUCCAAUAAUAUCAUUCCCUGCCCAACCACAAACACUGCCUAUGUAGCGUACAUGUAGCUAAGUGUACAGUUGUGUUUCUUUGUGUUGUUUUAGGCACUGUUUUGCCGACAGUGUUGUGUAUCAGUCUGUGUACGUAGGAUUUAGCUUUUCAAUUUCUACCUGCUUGGGCAUUCCAUUAUUUCAGUAGAUUAAUACAAAUGAAUCGGUCUUGCUGUUCGGGAGGCUCCUGCUAUGUAUGGAGAAGCCCCUGCAGGUAACAGAACCAGGAUUCAAAUCAAUUGUAGCACUAAUUACACUUCUUCAAUAUUGUCAUCCUGGGAAAAUAAGAAAUUCUUAGUCUUAUAUUUCUUAGAUUUAUGGCACUAAUGUAUGGGAAAACCAGCAGGAACCUGACUGCAUCCCCUCCACCUCCACAUGUACACCUUGUACGCUCAGUGAGUUGUCCCUCUAGAAGUCCCUCUAGCAAUCAAACCUUCAUUAAUUGCAAUCCUCUAAUAAGGGCUACAGCAUUAAUAAUACAAGCAGAAGUGCCAUGACAUCUAACCCACAAUGACGGAGCAUCAUAGGCAUCAGAUUGAAUAUGGCCGAACACUGGCCAAACUCACUUCAUCCUCUUGACAAGAGAUUGGAGCCACUUGCAGGAAGAGAAGCUGUUGAACACAAACUCAAAUUAGCUGGGGAAAUAUGUGUUUACUAUUUUAUAAUGAAACAGUCAGAGCACAAUCUCCUCUCCUCUUUGUCUCUUCCUGGUUUUAAGGCUUCUAGACAGUCCAAAAUGAGGUUUAUAUGUCUUUUCUUUUUCUUCGAUUGAGACCCUGGACAUGAAACAGGACGUGGCAUAGAUAACUAAAGUAGCAAAUUCCCUUUCUUGCCUUAGAAGUCUUCGAUGUUCACAAUAUUAGUGCAAUAAUGUAGAUAAGGGUAAAUGACUGAAACUUUUUAAACUUAACUGUAGGACUGAGUUCUGAGUUUAGGGCUAGAUUAGAAAAGUUACCUCAGUUUAGUUGACCUAGAAUAACAUCUCUAUAUAUAUAUUUAAAGUUGUGUUUAGUGCUAGAGAAAUUAAAGAGAACAUUUGUGAAUUGUUUAAAUGUGAAUAUAAUGCUUUUUGUUCCAUAGGCCUCUUCUGCACUUGUAUCUAAUGAGUUUAUGUGUGCUUUAUAAAGGGUAUGUGCACUGGGAAGAAGCAAAGACGUCACAGAAGUAAAAGGUUGAUGAUAUAACUGCAGAGAGCUGGUUUUAACCAAUAAAUGAUGGGCAAGUAAAAAAAAAAAAAGAAGUCCAUGAAGAUGCCAAUCACAGUGAGGUGAUGUUCUGUAUGUUCUUGCCCCCCAGCAUGGAAUUUUGGGUGAAUAGGGAAUAACUUGACGUCUACAUGUCCAUGUAAAUUGUCCACUUGGCCAUUCAUUUCUAUACAAUUUAUUAUAGAUAGCUUUCAAUUCAGUCAAGAACAGGCUUUUUACACAAUUCCCAGAAAUGAUUAGACCCUCAGGCUUGUAGGACGUCAAAAAGGGCAUUAUCAUUUGGAAUGUAAAAACAAUCUAGCCACUCUCAUUCCCAUGAGCUUUGUUGAUGACGUCAAUCACUGCAAUCGUUGGCAUGUGUCAUUCAAUGGCAGCUUCUUCCAUUAAUAUAAAGAAGUAAAUAAAUAAGAAAAUGGAAAAAUCUAAUUUGCAGAUAAGGAUUGUGCUAUGACGUUAACCAUUCCCUUGUGUUGCUCCUCGUGGAGAAUUGCUUCUUCUGAUAGCAAGUAGGGAAUAUACAGUUUUAUCUACAUCCAUUGUCAAGUUGUUGGACACUCUGCCAGGAAUGUUCAGGCUUCUUCAGACCCAACCAGGCAACUAUCCUAGAGUUUACCCCGUGGUUUGGUUUAAGGGGUUUCUUUGAAGGACAAGUACACAAUGAAAAAUGUUACUCAGCAAUUGGGUCUAGUUUUUUUGGGAGGCCAAUGAAUAUCUAGGGCCCUACAGAAAAUCUAUGUGGUAUCAGUGGUAAAUCAAAUCAGGGUGAUGUAAAAGGCAGAGCAAACACAUUGGGUGCAGAAAGGUAUCCGGAGUAGACUGGCGUAGCGCUUAGUGAUGCAGCAAGGAUACCAUGCAGUGAUUGGUUGAUUCUAUGAGCAUAAAGUGUGGCCAUGUUACCCAUCAUGCAGAUCCAUACAUCUAUAGUUGUAAUUUGUCAAUGACAAUCUAAUCUAAAUCGAUCCUCCAGUCACUACAAGAACAUAUUGGAUCGGUUAUGUUGCUCCAGCAAGAUCACCCAUGUAGCUUAACCCAAACUAUAACUAUGAAUAUUAAAGCAUGCAUCUAUACAGGAUACAACUUGUACCACUAUAAUGGUGCCCCUCCCCCCCUUUUUUCAAUCAAAUAAUGAACCCGUUUAGCAGCAUCCAAAUCUGCCAGUGGUUUGACAGUUAAGAAGGUUAUGGAACAAAACAAAGCAUUGUUCUUUGUCAUUUACUUGUGUAUUUCUGUCUUUGUGAUGACAUGAUAUAUGUGUUCUUGCACUGCAAACUAGGAAAGAAUAUUAGAAGAGUAAAAAAAAUAAAAAUUUAAAAAAAAGGUAUUUUGUUCUCUCCAGCCCCUGAAAACUAAGAUGCGCCGAGUCAGCAGUGCAGAGGAAAGUUUUCUAUGAAGCUGUAUGUAUUUUAAUAUUGCUUUUUUUCUUUUGUUUUUCAUUGUAGAUUAUAAAUUAAAAUGGAAAAGGCUA